Poecilia reticulata (guppy) is the source of this 4647-nucleotide messenger RNA. RefSeq names its product B-cell translocation gene 1, anti-proliferative (gene btg1). Gene Ontology annotation, biological process: negative regulation of cell population proliferation. The record is from RefSeq and is a predicted model, not a curated record. Lineage: Eukaryota; Metazoa; Chordata; Actinopteri; Cyprinodontiformes; Poeciliidae. Gene Ontology annotation, cellular component: cytoplasm; nucleus.
ACCCCCACUCUGGAGGAGAAGAGCAGGUAGAAAGGGUUGGUUCGGGUUUUCUAGAGGGACCUCCCCCAAACCCCCCUUCUGUAUUUACCAACAAGAGGCGCUUCUAUCCCCAACACGGAGCAUCUGAGACAACUUCAUUUCACCUCGACUAAUAAAUGCCAAGAAAAGAACCGGCGAAUCAGGAUCGCUGCUCUGCAACGAGAGGAAAGACGAACUGUCGGAAAAACACGUAAAAAAAAAAAAAAAGAACAACCCCAACAAAAACAGCAAGAAAAAAAAAAUCGCACGGAUCGUCGCCGUGGCCUUUCUCAAUGCAUCCCCUUUGUGCCCGUGGAACGAUGAAACCAGAAAUAAGCGCCGCCGUCGGGUUUCUGUCGAGAUUUCUGAGAGUAAAAGGACACGUAAACGACCGACAGGUCCAAACGUUCAGCCAAAGCUUACAGGACAUUCUGGCAGAGCAAUAUAAGCACCACUGGUUCCCAGACAAGCCCUGCAAGGGCUCGGGUUACCGCUGCAUCCGCAUCAAUCACAAGAUGGAUCCACUGGUCGGGCAGGCGGGCCAGCGCAUCGGCCUUACCAUCCAGCAACUCUACCUGCUGCUGCCCAGCGAGCUCACGCUUUGGGUGGACCCCUUCGAGGUGUCCUACCGCAUCGGCGAGGACGGCUCCAUCUGCGUCCUGUACGAGUCACAGCCUGGGCCCGUUGGCAUGCCCCUGUCCGCCAGCUCUGCCUUAGGACACGGGUCUGUUGGCCCCAUGGUGGACAGUCACCUCAGCUGUAAGGAGGAAAUGAGGGUGCUGGGCAGGACCAGUCCCUCCAAAGCCUACAACAACAUGAUGACUGUGUCCAGUUAAAGUGGUGCGCGGUCAGUCCCAGCCUACUAUUGUUCAGGGUUACACAGUGGCUGGUCAGAUUAUGGUGAGCCUUUUUAAAGCUAAAAAUUUGAAAUGAAAUAGUGAAAGAAGAAAAAAAAAAACAGGAUGUGGCCUAUCAUCCAGGUGAUGGAAACCUUGUAGGUUCAAUAUUUUUACCUUCUCUCCCGGUUAUCUGUUGUGUUGUCAUUGGAUCAGCUGGGCACUCCGUUUUCUUUAAAGAGAGGCUUUGUGAAAAUGGAACUGUUGGGGCAGCUAAACCAUCCAACCAACCAGGAAAUACCAACCCCCAAUGCCUCCAUGGAGACUGGCUCCGAAACACCCAACAUCCCUCACUUAACUUUCAACAUUUUAAAGUGCUCCACCUCUGAAGGGGCUAUCAGCAUUGACUUUGCACUUUUCUUACUUACUUGUGGGUACUAUGGGUACAUGUUCAACACAUUACAGCAAAAACAGUCUAAAUUGUAAGGAUUUGUUUUCCAGGGAUUUUAAACUUUCAUCGAUCAUCAGUUCUUUAGCAUGGGCACGGAGGAAGUUGAGGUUUGGGCCGUGCCAUAGCAAAUCCAAGCUUAAGGUAAAGAAUCAACAUAUAAGAGCACUUCUAUUUUCUAACAGUUUUUGGACCACAAAAGUACAUUCUUUACCUUAUAGCUAUUAAAAAAGGCUUGUGGUCUGAGCUCAUCUUCCUCCCUUUCCUGUUGCCAAAAUAUUCCAGCCCUCUGUCUACCUGAAAUCUGUUGUGACGCCCAAUGAUACCAGCGUCUCCCAUUGGACCUCCACCCCCCCCAUCUUGCCCAUGUGUGUGUAGCUUUCUUUGGGAAUCUCCCGUUCAAGUCAAUGAAUGUUGUUGAAGAUCACAAUCAAGAUCCUGUACUGAUGUUACAUUUCCCGCCCCCUGUCUCCGACACUUUGUCAUCUCCUGCAUUACCAAAAGUAACAUUGUAGCAAAGAGGGGCGUGGGAGUGGGUCUGUUUACCCAAAUUUUGGUCUUGUGGCCCAGUUUGAGUUGAAAUUGAAAGCACUUUGAUGUGAGAUUGCGUGGGAUGUGUACCUUCUCAGAGAAAAAUCGCCUCCAUUCCAUCCAAUCAAAUGCCAACUUUUGCCACAGCAGUUCUCCUAGUUCUAGCUUUUUUUGUUCAGACAAUACCUUCUGCUGAUGUUUGUCUUAAGGGGCUGUGCAACUCCGAAUUUCAUAAAAGCAUUCAGAUUUUGUUGACAUUAACAUUUCAAAGCAGUUUUUUUAGGGAGAUAAGGAACAUCUUUGGGGUUGUGGUAGGGAGUUUCUUUCAUCCAUUUUUAUGGCCCUGCUGAUUUAGCCUAAGUUAAGUUGCACCCCUUUUUCGAAUAGGAAAAAUGGCAAUUCUAGUUGCAGAUUAAAAAAAAUAAAGAUUGUUUGCCUCAAUCUAAAAAGAAAGAGGUCUGUAACUCGGACCAUUCCAAUUGGCUUUACUGUUUUUCUUAGCUAAGCCCAAAGUUCAGGGUACACUGCCUUAAGAACUCGCUGUCAAGAAUUAGGAGUGACUGGUUAGCUUAAGCUAAAAUUUGUAAUGGCCUGAUGUGUUGUGCUGCCUGGACCCUCAUUGGGGAGUCCGGUUUCCAGUUUCAGGCAGUUCCAACCCAACUCUUGGUGUCUGGGGGUGUUGGUGCCUCAAAAUGCCACUCCUUAGCUCAGACCUCCUAUUCAGAAGAAAAACCAAGUUGGGAUGCUGCUAACUGAACCCCUCUGGACACAGGUAGACUUAAUGUGACACAUAUCACCCUUCGUCAUUGCGGGGGAGUUGGGUAAGGACGGCGAGGUUGGGAAGCUUGGGUGUGAGAGAAGUUGGGGGGUGCAGGGCCAGACUCUUUUGUCCAGGGCAGCUAAAAUCCCUCCAGCCCCCCUCCUUCUGGUUUUUAUUUUCCCCCAACACCCACCCGCCUCGGCCAGAAGCCCUCCACCCUCCCUCAGCAUUGAUGGAUAACCAGCACACGUGCAUUAGGUGGAUUUGGUUGGACGCGAGGGAACAUGGAUCUAAAAGAUGAAGAACUUGAGGGUACUGGGCCAUUGUUUCAUCUCACUGGAUUGCGCUGCACUUAAUCACUGAGUGAGUAGCAACUUUGUUUACAUGCAUACGAAAGAAGGUGCAGCUGUCUUUGUACCCCCGCCUCGCUUAUUGGUUUUGAGGUCGAGUGGAAAACUGCAUGACCGAACAGAUGCCGGAACGACUCCGGUUGUUGUUUUGGCAUCGGCCACCGGCCAGAUCUGUCACGGCAGGCUGGUUUCUACCGCUCAUCACCACACUUUGGGGUGUUUAAGCUCCACUAAGCCCCUGAGAAGAUCAUGGGUGAUAUAGCUCUAGCCUUUGAUGCACUGCAACCCUCCCUCACUCGCUCUACCCCCAACCCUUUGCCACAGUUGCUCUCUGCUGAUACUCCCUUCAGCAAUCUGUGAAAAAGCAGUGAUUCCAUGUUGGCAAGAUAGAUUGGAGCCUGCUGGGAUGGGAGCCCAGAGCUUUGGUUUCCAUGGUGGACCGUCAUAUUUGUUUUUAAUAAUCACGCUGCUCCAUUUUAGCUUGUUUUUCUUUCUUUUUUUUGUCAGCAGACUAGAUGUUUUGAGAUUGGUCUAUAUUUCAGAAACAAGAUGAUCGUCUUGUCUCUCUUUCCUCUCAAUGUAUUUCGUAGUCACACUGGUAGGGUUUCUCUUUUGUUUUCCGUAACUUAUCCACAUUUUCUCAUGUGCAUCCACUUUUACUAUUGUAAUCUAACAACGUGUUAACAUUUGUUUUUAUUCUAGAUCUAAAACAUAAAAAAAAAACAACGAUAAAGUCUCUUCCACCAUUCAAGUUCCGUACGUUUAAAUGGCAUCCAUUCAGCUCGUGUGCACAUAGGUUACAAACUUGCGAGAGCGCUUUGAGUAUUCAGAAGUAAAAUAGCACAUAAAUGCACUAAAUGUCAAACUGAAGUUGUGACUCUGUUUUUUUUUCUCUCUCUCUCAUUCUUUGUUUUCAUUUUAUUUGAGACACGAGGAGUCUCUCCUGGAAUGUAUUGCCAAACUCAGGCCUCAAACACUUCGUAAAUACUCUUAUGGAAAAGUUGUGCAUGUUAAGAUAUGAAACCGGAAGGGAACAGCAGUUAAUUUUUUUUUCUUACCGUCGAUGUCGUCAUUGAACAGCAGAAUUAUUGCCACUUUCGCAUUUGAGGUGUUUUUACAUAUUAUAGAAUGUAUUGUAACUGUACAACAAAUGGUAGAGUUCAUAACAUUACACAUGGGAAGUGCCAAUAAUUGCUAUUCUGGAGUGUUUUUAGGUGGUCUUUUCCUUUUAUGUUCAUUUUGUAUUUCAUCUUUUAACAUGGAUGACGUUUUUCAUAAGAGAAGCCAAUUGUGAUGGGAGUGCUGGCAAGGACCAAAGUUGUUUUCUGGUUUAAAAAAAAAGAAAAUAUUAGUUUCCAUGAUCUGUAACUAUAGGCGUAUCCUAUUUGUUUUUUUUUUCUUUUUUUUGUGAUUUCUUUUCUGUUUUGUUCCCCUUUUUUGCUCUUAUUUACAUAUAAAAUGAGAAAAUAGACAAAAAAAUCUGAGCUUACCCAAGCAGGAAAAGCUGUAUCUUGUGAUCUCAUGUCAGUACAUCAUUAUUGUGUUCAGUUUCCUUUUCCUUGGGUAUGUCGCGAUGAACUGCUGUAAAUUUGUACAGUUCAUGUAAAUUGAUUGUGCGGAAGUUGUACAGAUUUCUAUAUUUUGGAAGAAAAGUUUUUUUUGUUUUUUUCUCUGUAAUAAAAGAUUUCCUAUCUUGGCAUCAUA